Molecule: messenger RNA, 462 nt
Organism: Adelges cooleyi (spruce gall adelgid)
Lineage: Eukaryota; Metazoa; Arthropoda; Insecta; Hemiptera; Adelgidae
Exons: 2
Coding region: 1-462 (153 amino acids)
Source: RefSeq, a predicted model, not a curated record
AUGCUACCUCUGCACAUCAUGGUAUCGGAGAGAAAUGCUGUCCACGUGGCGAAGAAGGCGGGUUCAACUCUACCGACCAAGCGAGAGCUGAGAAAGGACUCUAUGAACAAGUGGCAAAGUGAAUGGGUGCAAAACACCGGUACUGGAGGAUGGACACGGCGGCUAAUUCCUGAUGUGAGACCAUGGGUGUCGAGAUCGUUUGGUACAAUAAACUACCACAUCACCCAGUUUCUGACUGGACACGGGUGUUUCGAGCACGCGUUCUUUGAAUGUGAUCGGUGGUGGAGACUACGCAGAGAACUUGAAGUGAAAACGGGCAAAGAAUUUACUCCGGAAACAGCGGUGAAGACGAUGCUCGAAAGCAGGGAAAAAUGGGAUGCAGUGUGCUGCUACGUGGUCAACGUCCUAAAAAUAAGAGAGGAAGAAGAACGUCAACGUCAGCGGGUUCCAGCAAAUAAUUAG